This is a messenger RNA of Acanthocheilonema viteae, 2715 nucleotides long. NCBI's taxonomy places the organism in Eukaryota, Metazoa, Nematoda, Chromadorea, Rhabditida, Onchocercidae. The record is from the annotation of a GenBank genome assembly.
AUGCGGUGUAGCAUUCCGGUAAACAACGGACAACUUGGUGAUCCAUGUCCGGAUACGGAAAAAUAUCUGGAUGUGGAAUUCAAAUGCAGCAAAAAGCCAGAUAUUGUAAAGGCAACAAUAAGUACAUCAACGGCAACAACAUUCAAUACAAUAGCAGCUACUAAUCAAACAUUAUCGAUAAUUGAUUUAAUGGAAUCAUCGAUAGGAAUCGAAUUUACGACGAUAAAAUUGUCAGACAAUGAUGGCAAACAAUUAUUUUGUGAUGCGAUAACGGAACGUGACAUUGAUUGGGCACAAACAGAAUUUGGCAUGAUAGCACGUGUUCCAUGUCCAAUUGGAUCAACAGGUUAUGCGGAAUGGAUGUGUGGAUCGGAUGGACAUUGGCAAUCAGAUGGACCGGAUUUAUCACGUUGUAUUAGUACAUGGAGUAAAGGAUUACUUUUGGAUGCGGAAGAAGUUGAUAAUCCAGUAUAUCGAUUGGAAUUUCUACAUGAAAUUCAACAACGAACACGGCGUGAAUCAUUAAUUGGUGGUGAUCUAAUCGCCCUUUCACGUGCUCUAAAAUUAUUAAUUCCAAUUACAAUAUAUGAGAGUGAUGCGGAUAAAUUUGUUGAAUUGGUUGUGGAAAGUGUCAAUAAUAUUGCAAAAGAAUCUCAAAUAUUAGCAUGGAAUGAUUUGAAAGGUGUCAAACGACGUGUGGUAGCUGAUCAAUUGAUGAGUGUUGUUGAUCAAGUAUCUAUGACGAUCAGUGCAUUAAUCACUCCCGAUACACCACGGAUUAUCAUGAAACCCAAUGCUGAUGUUGAACUUGAAAUAUCAGCUGUUCGGGUGCAUGAUUAUGUUGCUUUUCCAAGUACCAGUUUGUAUCGGACAACCGACGAUACGAUUAAUAUUCCACAAGAGGCCUUGACCUUGCGCAAUAAUGCUAUCGAUGAAGCUAAAAUCCUUUAUGUGGCAUAUUCAUCAAUUGGCAAAUAUCUACAACCUGAACCACGUCAAACUGCGGAUGGUACCAUGGUACCACGACAAAUUGCAUCAAAAAUAGUUUCAUUAUCAAUAAUAAAUAGCGAUAACAAAAUUGAAACGAUUGAUCAUCUUCGUAAACCAGUCAUUAUUACAUUUUCAAUAGAGGACCGAGUAAACCUUUCUAUGCCACAAUGCGUUUGGUGGAAUCGUACACGUUUGCAGUGGUCAUCAUAUGGUUGUACGGUCAGUUUACAUAAUGCAACCCAUACCAUUUGUCAUUGCAAUCAUUUGACUUAUUUUGCUGUCCUCAUGGAUGUCCAUUAUCAAGAGCUUCCCAUUGGACAUAAUAUAGCAUUAACAUUUCUAACUUAUGCCGGUUGCACUAUAUCAAUAAUAUGCCUUUUGCUAUCGCUCUUUGUAUUUCAAUGCUUUGGUACCAGUGGUGGUGAUCGAAUUUUUAUCCAUAAAAAUCUCUGCUUCUCAUUGCUAAUAGCUGAAGCGCUCUUUCUUGGCGGAUUCCCAUUAUCAGUUGUUGCUAUAUCGAUAUGGUUUGAUCGAUUUAGCUACGGUACCGAACGAUACUGUUGGCUACGAUCUGAUAAUUACUUCAUUCUAGCAUUUAUUGGACCGGUAGUUAUCAUUCUACUCUGUAAUACAGUCUUCCUCGUGAUGACAUUAUUUAUUGUUUGUAGUCAUUCCAGUAUCGGUUAUACACCAUGUAAACAGGAUCGUAAUGCAUUGAGAAAUGUUCGAAAGUGGCUAAAAGGAUCGAUAGCAUUAGUUACCAUAUUAGGUCUCAACUGGAUUUUUGGCUUUUUAUGGGUCGAUGAGCAAUCAAUUGUUAUGGCCUAUGCAUUUACCAUUAUGAAUUCUCUUCAAGGAUUGUUUAUAUUUCUGUUUCAUGUUAUUUUCAAUGAUCGAUUGCAUAAAGAUUACCGGAAAUGGAUGAAACAUGUAUCCUGGGUACCGAAUUGCAUGCGUGAUGAUUCAAGUCAUACGUCACGUACGAUGCCAUAUUUAUCGACAAACACGAGCAAAACCGGUCAAGCAGUUAGUUCAAGUUCAUCAACAGCUUCUGAACUAUUGAGAUUUACCAAAUCUUUUGGUGGCAAAAGCGAUGAGUAUUCACCAUUAUUGGCUAGUCAACGGACUGGUUUAAUUCAUGAACAAAUCCAUUAUCCUUCAAUGAGCGAAAAAUAUCCAGCAUUACCAGCACCACGUAUGGUCGCUGCAAUUGAUCCCCGUUACAAUAAUUCGGUACAAAUGCUUCUGGCACGACAGUGUUGUAAUUCAAAUGGAUUAUGUGAUUAUGCAACGAUUAGCUACGACGAUCUCUGUACCUCAUCAUCCAAUUACUAUCAUCAACCACAACAAAAUCAAUAUUAUUUAAAUUGUAUGACACCUGUAACAUUUGUACCAAAUGCUAAUCUUUCCUCCACCACUACCAUUCCUCCUGAAUUGAGAACACUUCAUUUUAGGCCACCGCCUAAUUUUCCACCACCGCCACCACCACCACCACCGCCAUCACCUCCACCACAACCUUCAUCAACUUCACUUCUUCCUAGCACUCAUCAUUCAACCACACCAAUCUCAGCUGCUUCUAUUGCUCGGGUAUCGGAUGAUUCGGCGUAUAGCGAUAGUUCUGCAUCAACCUUACAAUGUCACGGUGAAGUGAUAACAAAUCGAUCGGGAAUGUUGCUACGCAUGGAUUUAUCCAAAAAUCCGCCCGUUUUCGUGCAAGGCCUAUGA